CUACAGGAGAAGCUGAUUCCUUAGACGAAAGAUCUUCACAUGUAAUUUUGAAGUUUGAUGUAGCAAAGGAUGAACAAGAAGAAAAUUGUGGGGAAGUAACAGAGGAGACUGAGUGGAUACAAAGGCUGGUAUUAAAACAAUAAAAGAAAACAGAUGUGAAAAGGGUAAUUGUCGGAAUUGUGAAAAUAAUUAAAUUGAAGAUCUGGCAACAAAUGACACUUCAAAAGAAGAAGGAAUAUACUUGUGAGAGUGAAAACAGAGCAGCCUGGUGACUUACAACAAGAUGAGGUAAUUUCAAUGUUCAGUGAUUGUGAUGAUAAUGAUUUCAAUGGUUCAAAGUACAGUGUUGCAAAUGUGAAGAAAGAAACGGAAUUUCAAGGUUUGAAACAAAUUGGUUCUGAGUCAGAAAGUACAUCUGAUAUGAAGACCAAUGUAAACACAUCUUCUGGAAAUCAGUUUGCUGGUGAUCAUAAUUUAACACAAGAAGAUUCCUUUAUGAAAAUAGAAGUCAGCAAAUCUCAGAAACCAAACAGUGAUGUAUUUGAAAAGACAAAUUUAAGUGGAAGUAACCUAAAACAAUCUGUUAUGCCUUCUAAAGGUGAGAAACCAUACAGUUGUGUAAUAUGUGGAAAAGUAUUUGGAACAAAUAGUAAUUUAAAAAUACACCAAAAAAUACAUACUGGAGAGAAACCAUAUGUUUGUGUAGUGUGUGGCAAAGAAUUUGGAAGAAAAGGUAACCUAAAAAAACAUGAAAGGAUACACACUGGAGAGAAACCAUAUGUUUGUGUAAUGUGUGGCAAAGAAUUUGGAAGAAAAAGUAACCUAAAAAAACAUCAAAGGAUACACACUGGAGAGAAACCUUACAGGUGUACAGUAUGUUUCAAAAAAUUUGGAACAAAUAGUGAACUAAAAAUACAUCAAAGAAUACACACUGGAGAGAAGCCUUAUGGUUGUAUAAUAUGUAAAAAAAAAUUUGCAAGAAAUGGUGACCUAAAAAUUCAUAGGAGGAUACACACUGGGGAAAAACCAUACAGUUGUGUUGGGUGUGGCAAAGAAUUUGUAACAAAACGUGAACUAAAAAGCCAUGAGAUAAUACAUAUUGGGGAGAAACCAUACAGCUGUGUAGUAUGUAGCAAAAAGUUUGGAAGAAAAAGUGAAGUAAAAAACCAUGAGAGAAUACACACUGGGGAGAAACCAUACAACUGUGAAAUCUGUGGGAAAAAUUUUGGAAAAAGUACUUACCUAAAGAAACAUGAAAGUGUACACACUGGGGAUAAACCAUACAGCUGUGCAAUCUGUGGCAAAGAAUUUGGAACAAAGAGUUAUCUAAAAAAACAUGAGAGGUUACACACUGGAGAGAAACCAUAUAGUUGCACAGUGUGUGGCAGAGAAUUUGUAUUUGAUACAAACUUCAGAAAACAUCAAAAGAUACACGCUAGAGUUAAACUUUAACAGUGUGAAGUGUUUGAUAAAAACAUUCAGUGGACAUACAGUGGGGGGAAACUACAGUUGUGUUGUGUGUAGUAAACAAAUUUGAAAUUAUAAUCAUCUUAAUAAAACACUAGAGGAAUCAUACGGAAGGGAAAGUAACGAAAUAUGAAAUUUUUAGUUAUAGUGUACUGUUGUGACAGGGAACACUUGCAUAGUUUUUCUGUAAAAUCACACCAGUAUGGUAUGUGAAAAAGUAUGUGGAACCCUAAAACAUUAGUAGCUACAAACUGUAAAGAAAGCAUCUAGGUAUGAUAUCUGUAGCUAGGACUUUUAAGGUGUUCUGCAUGUAGAAAAGCACCAAAAAGAAAAUAACUAAAAUGUAUGAAGGUGUUACAAAGGACUUGAGAGAAAAAUAAAAGUUAAAUGUCAUUCGACUCAUUGUACAUAAUGUAAAUAAAAUUCUUGUAAUGCUUGUCAGUUGUAGGGUGAAGAAAAUUUAAUAAUUACCAGAAUAUUUUUAUACCUAAAACUGAAGAGUUGUUUGUAUUUAACAACAAAUUGAUUGACUUUUUAAUGUUAACAGAUUAUUUAAUUAUUUCAUGUGAGUUUUACAUAAUGCAACUAUUACAUGGUCGGGGUUUGGUGUUUUUGAAGUGAUGGUUAUUUCUUUUUCUCAAGUAAAUCCUACAACAGUUAUGUAUUUCUGAUAAAACUAUUGCAACUGGACACCAAUCAUUAUUUUAGUGCCUAGUAGUCAGCUUGCCAGACAAUAGGUCUGAAGACUAUAUGAUUCAUAACAAGCGCUGAUGAUGAGUGGUGUUGACUAGCUGUCUUCCACUUAGUCUUAUCACUUCAAAGUUAGGGACAGAUAGUUCACAUAGCCCUCACGUAGCUUUACGUGAAAUUUAACAACCAAGUGAUCAUGGUUAAUAGCAUAUACAAUAAAAUAUACAAUAAUUUAACAAUUAAUUGGUGAUUUGCUAACUUUUCUAUUAUUUCAAUCACUAAUUACAAAUUAGCUUUGACACUAUAUUUUAUUAGGAAGUCUUGGAAAGAAAUUCACAUCGUGAAAAAAAGUGGAUUCAAACCCAUGUGUUCUUGUUAUAAAGAUAUGGGUAAUAAACACUUAUAUGGGCUCUUGCCACAUUUGGACUUAAUCCAGUUUACUAUUCAGAUGUGUUUAUUUUUAAAUGGAAAGACUAGGUUUAGCUAGUUUUUGUGCUAGGCGUUAUCUUUUUAUUGUUUUUUCUUUUAUGUGUAUUUUAUAGCCAUUAUUUUAAUAGUAUUAUACUUAGUUGUGUGAUCCUUUUCUUUGACAAAAUGUGCUGUUCCAGAUAGAUCUGUGUUAUAGUCUUGUGUACAUGUUGUGCUCUUGAAUUCUUACUACAUUAGUUUUCUCCCUGUCAGUUCUUGAGGUGAUGUGGUAUGCACUGACUGCUAUAUUAUUCUGUUGUGAUUUGAUUUCUGAAAAGGUAAAGGAAUUUGUUAAUGUGUAUAUACUUUUCUUCCUGCUUAUUUUUAACAUUCAUCUUCAUCAAAUAUUCAGGAUAUCCAUUGUCAGGGAGAACCAUAGUGAUUAAUUGUUUCUUCUUGUGUGUUAAAAAAUCAUGUUCUUUCUAAAGACAAAGCAGUCUGUGAUACCAGUGUUAUAUGUAUAUGGUGGUUUAUACGUUUAAGAUGCUUACCAGUAUCUGGGUUUUUUGUAAACUGUUGUUUAUGAGUUAUACAUCUUGAUAAGCAUCACUUCUAGGAAAGGGAGCUUGUUAUCAUUUCUGUUGUGAAAUAUGUCAUUGAUUAUUGUCUACUCAAAUGGUUUAUUAAUUCUGGAAUCUUUGUUUAUUAUAAAUUUAUCAGCAACAUAUCUGAACCAUCUUGGUUCUUAGAACAGCUAUUUUCAGAAUGGUAUAUUUGUAAAGUUUGAUAUAGAAAUCACUGAGUACUAGUACCAGAUAGGGGUCAUGCCAUAGUUAGACCUUUUUACAGUGUGGGAAUAAGUAUUCUCUUCAAAAGGUAAUCCUGCAUUUGUUUAGUAUAAACAAGAAUUUGAAAGCAGUAGAGACUUAAAACACUGAGGGCUUAGUCAGUAGAGUAACUAUCCAGGUAUGAUGCUUGUGUCCUGCUGUCUUGUAAAUGUUCUUAACUAUUAUUAUUAGCUAUUAACUAUUAUUUUACUGUUUAA
Messenger RNA from Limulus polyphemus (Atlantic horseshoe crab), 3610 nucleotides. RefSeq names its product gastrula zinc finger protein xLCGF3.1-like. The record is from RefSeq and is a predicted model, not a curated record. Gene Ontology annotation, molecular function: DNA-binding transcription factor activity, RNA polymerase II-specific; RNA polymerase II cis-regulatory region sequence-specific DNA binding. Gene Ontology annotation, cellular component: nucleus. The coding region runs from base 298 to 1452 and encodes 384 amino acids. Gene Ontology annotation, biological process: regulation of transcription by RNA polymerase II. Lineage: Eukaryota; Metazoa; Arthropoda; Merostomata; Xiphosura; Limulidae. The transcript is spliced from 4 exons.